This is a messenger RNA of Mandrillus leucophaeus (drill), 3284 nucleotides long. It is a transcript of the gene ZNF559, whose product is annotated as zinc finger protein 559. NCBI's taxonomy places the organism in Eukaryota, Metazoa, Chordata, Mammalia, Primates, Cercopithecidae. Gene Ontology annotation, cellular component: nucleus. Gene Ontology annotation, molecular function: DNA-binding transcription repressor activity, RNA polymerase II-specific; DNA-binding transcription activator activity, RNA polymerase II-specific; RNA polymerase II cis-regulatory region sequence-specific DNA binding. The transcript is spliced from 8 exons. The record is from RefSeq and is a predicted model, not a curated record. The coding region runs from base 738 to 1076 and encodes 112 amino acids. Gene Ontology annotation, biological process: negative regulation of transcription by RNA polymerase II.
CAUUUACAGGAGGUGAGCAUGAAGUGGCCAAUGGUAAACUUCUAAGAGGUAUUUGGACUCAUGAAGAUUCUGCACCAUCAGGGCCCUUGAGCUGCUGCUUGGCCAGUUCCCACACCGUGGAGUAUGCUUUCGUUUUCAACAAAUCCCUGCUUUUGUACAUUUGUUGCUUCGUUCUUUCUUUGCUUUGCUGGGCGUUUUGUCUAAUUCUUUGUUCAAAACGCCAAUAACCUGGACAGCUUGCAGUCAAGACCCUCUACCGGUGACACUUGCCCUCUUCCGGGAGUUAAACAGCAUUUCCUCUCUGCUCUGGGUUGGAAAAAGCCGCAGCCGCUUGUGGGCCAGGAACCCGAGGCCCCGCCCCUACGUGGUCCUAGCCUUUGCGCGUGCGCAGCCUGUCUGCGUGUGCGCAUGCGCAUAACGGCCGCCAUCUUAACCGCGCGCUCAUUCCGGCGUCUAAGGAAGAGCAUCUGUACCUUCCUGUUCACGGUGACUUUCGCUUGGCGUCCUCCUGGCCUCACCAGCCUGGCAAUUCUGUCGUGUCCGAGAGAUGGAUGAUGAAUGGCGCUUGAUGACAGAUGAGUAAUGCCUGUUGCUUAAAGAUUGACGGUAUGAGACAAGACUCCCAUUACUACUUAAUCAAGAGGAAUUGAGAUUGACCUACCCAUAAGUUCAGACAAUGUCUCGAAGAGACUUUGGGAACAAGAUAUUCAGGUACAUUUCACUGUUAGACUCACAGGAUGCUGGCCAUUGAUCUUUCCCUUUGUGAUCAUCUUUCUCAAGACUUCUUCUGUCUUCAUGAGGCAAAAUUUGAAGAGGAAAGGAUGGUGGCUGGGUGGUUGACAAGUUACUCUCAGGACUCAGUGACCUUUGAGGAUGUGGCUGUGGACUUCACCCAGGAGGAGUGGACUUUGCUGGAUCAAACUCAGAGAAACUUAUACAGAGAUGUGAUGCUGGAGAACUACAAGAAUCUAGUUGCAGUAGAUUGGGAGAGUCAUAUUAAUACCAAAUGGUCAGCACCUCAGCAGAAUUUUUUGCAGGGGAAAACAUCCAAUGUGGUGGAAAUGAAUUCAGAGUAAAAGGGAGAAUCUGAAUGAAAUAAAUUUGGAAAACUUGUAUGAAUCAUCAUUAAUUUUCACCAACAGGAGAGAAACCAUUUUGGAGAGGAACUGUUUGACUUUAACCAAUGUGAAAAAGCCUUGUGUGAACACUCGUGCCUUAAGACUCACAGGAGAACCUACUUUAGAAAGAAAACCUGUGAGCGUAAUCAGUGUGAAAAAGCCUUCACAAAACCCUCUACUUUACACAAGAAAACUGAUAUUGGAGAGGAACUUCCUAACUGUAAUCAAUGUGAAACAGCCUUCAGCCAACAUCUACGUCUUGUUUGCAAGAAAACUAGCCAAAAUCUACAUCUUGUUUGCAAGAAAACUCACACUCAAGAGAAACCAUACAAAUGCAGUGACUGUGAAAAAGGCUUACCUUCCUCCUCACACCUCAGAGAAUGUGUAAGAAUUUAUGGUGGAGAGAGACCAUAUACUCAUGAGGAGUAUGUCAAAACCUUUUCUGAUUCUACAGGCCUUUUUGUACACAUGCAAACUCAAGAUGGAGAAAAAUUCUAUGAAUGUAAAGCAUGUGGGAAAGCCUUCACUCAGUCUUCAUAUCUUACUCAACAUUUAAGAACUCAUAGUAGAGUGUUACCUAUAGAACAUAAAAAAUUUGGCAAAGCCUUUGCUUAUUCCCCAGAACUUGCUAAACAUAUGAGACUUAGAACUAGAGGGAAACACUAUGUUUGUAAUGAAUGUGGCAAAGAGUUUACUUGUUUCUCAAAACUCAGCAUUCACAUAAGGGUUCACACUGGAGAAAAACCAUAUGAGUGCAACAAAUGUGGGAAGGCCUUCACUGAUUCUUCAGGUCUUAUAAAACACAGGCGAACUCACACUGGAGAAAAGCCUUAUGAAUGUAAGGAAUGUGGGAAAGCUUUCGCUAACUCUUCACAUCUUACUGUACAUAUGAGAACUCACACUGGUGAGAAGCCUUAUCGAUGUAAGGAAUGUGGAAAAGCCUUUAUUAAUUCCUCUUGCUUUAAAAGUCACAUGCAGACUCACCCUGGUGUAAAACCCUAUAACUGUCAACAUUGUGGGAAAGCCUUUAUUCGAUCCUCGUUUCUUAUUCGACAUUUAAGAAGUCACAGUGCGGAAAGGCCUUUUGAAUGUGAGGAAUGUGGGAAAGCCUUUAGAUACUCCUCGCACCUUAGUCAACAUAAAAGAACACACACAGGGGAGAAGCCAUAUAAAUGUCAAAAGUGUGGGCGAGCCUUCGCUAUCUCAUCAGGCCUUACAGUACACAUGAGAACUCACACUGGCGAACGGCCCUUUGAAUGUCAGGAAUGUGGGAAAGCCUUUACUCGGUCCACAUAUCUUAUUCGACAUCUAAGAAGUCACAGUGUGAAGAAACCAUAUAAGGAAUGUGGGCAGACCUUUAGUAAUUCCUCAUGCCUUACUGAAUGUGUGUGAAUUGGGGCUGAUAUUUGGAAAGAAUGUGGUAAAGCCACUACUUCCUCACACUUACUGAACAUGUACUCAUAGUGGCAAUGUACACAGUCAUAAGGAAUGUGGGAAGCCUUCCUUGGUGUCUCAGAUCUCAACAAUUCCAAUAGAAGAGAAGACAUAUGAAUGUAAGGAAUGUGGGAAAGUCCUGGCUCCUUCCAUAGGCCGUACUUAUCCAUGUGUCUGUGCAUCCUAGGAAACAAACUGAAUGUAGAAAACCAUCAGUCGAUGCUUACAUCUUACUGAGUCUGUUUGAACUCAUGCUGGAGAGAAAUGCUGUGAAUGUGAGGAAGGUGGAAAAGCUUUCAUUAUUUUCCUCAGGCCUUAUUGAGCUUGUGAGCACACUGGAUAUAAAUGCACAUCCUCUGGAUGUAAGGAAUGUGUUGAAACCUUUUGCUCUGCCUUAUACCUUAAUAUUCAACUGUGAUCUCACAAGUGUGAAAAAUCUUGAAUGUAAGAUGUGUGGAGAUUCUUCUUUGUUUUUAGCUUCCACUUUGGGAGCAUGUCAGAUCACACAUUGGGAAGUCCCGUGAAUGAAAGAGAUGUUGGAAAGCCCUUGAACUUGGUCAUUAGGAAACAUCCACACUGAAGAGGAACUAAACUGUAUGGAAGGUCAAAAAAGCUGUAUUAAUUUAGAUGCAAAAAGUCAUACUAGAGGAAUACCAUAUCAGAAUGCUUUUGGUAAAUAUACAUGUUUUAAAGAGGUAUAUAUUAUUAAUAAAAAUAUCUAGCUAGUCUGAA